CUGAGUGCGGGCUACGAAAACAAACAAAGAAAUUUCUAUUUCAACUCACCGGUUCAACCAAAGAAUGAUAAAAUUGACGAUUACGCCUUCGCUAGCGAUUCACUACUUUUAUCUGGAAAACUGAUAUAUCAUAAAGUUAACGUUGGACUCUACAAGCACAAAAGAAGAACAGGAGUUGAAAACCGAAAUGGAAAUACUGAAAGUCAGUGGCUACGAGGCGUUCCGUGAGACUGUGGAAAAGUUAGCACAUGAAAAAAGCAAUCAUAUAAAUGUGUAUUUCACAGGUGAGAAGGAUGCAACCGGCAAAAGUUGGUGUCCCGAUUGUAACGAAGCCGAACCUUUCGUGUUCUCAGCACUAAAAGAACAUGCCGAUAAAAACUCUGUUUUUGUGGUUGUUGAUGUUGGACCCCGUGCAUUUUGGAAAGAUAUGAAGAACCCUUUUCGAAAAGAUUCAGUAGCGCCCAUCUCUGUUAUUCCUACACUCCUGCGCUGGAAGUCACCUGCACGUCUUGAUGGUGAACAAUGCGCGAAACCAUCGCUGCUUGAAAUGUUCUUUACCGAAGAUACGGAUUAAAAAAACGACAUUUAUGUGUUCAGUUUAAUUUCAGGACUAUUGUAUAUUAAAACAAAUAAUAAAAUUAACA
Molecule: messenger RNA, 644 nt
Organism: Anastrepha obliqua
Lineage: Eukaryota; Metazoa; Arthropoda; Insecta; Diptera; Tephritidae
Product: thioredoxin domain-containing protein 17-like
Exons: 4
Coding region: 188-574 (128 amino acids)
Cellular component (GO): cytosol
Molecular function (GO): protein-disulfide reductase [NAD(P)H] activity
Source: RefSeq, a predicted model, not a curated record